CACACAACGACUGUCAUCCGUGACCUCUGACCUCGACACUUCCUCCGCUCCUCCCACCGCCACACCGGAAACAUGGGGAGGAAAAAGAUUCAGAUUCAGAGGAUCACAGACGAACGCAACAGACAGGUGACGUUCACCAAGCGGAAGUUCGGCCUGAUGAAGAAGGCGUACGAGCUGAGCGUCCUGUGCGACUGCGAGAUCGCCCUCAUCAUCUUCAACCACUCCAACAAGCUGUUCCAGUACGCCAGCACCGACAUGGACAAGGUCCUGCUCAAGUACACCGAGUACAACGAGCCGCACGAGAGCCGGACCAACGCCGACAUCAUCGAGACGUUGCGAAAGAAAGGCUUUAACGGCUGCAACAGCCCCGAGCCCGACGGCGACGACUCCAUCGACCAAAGCCCGCUAAACGAAGACAAGUACCGCAAGACCGAGGACCUGGACAGCCUCUUCAAACGCUACGGCUCCACAGUCCCACAGCCCACCUUCUCCAUGCCAGUCACCGUGCCAGUAUCCAAUCAGAACGCGGCAGCGGCGGCAGCCCUCCAGUUCAGCAACAACCCCGGCGGCGCCCUGGUCACCACCACCUCCUUCGUCACCUCCACCCUCACAGACCCCCGCCUCCUGUCGCCACAGCAACCAGCUCUGCAGAGGAACACCGUGUCGCCAGGGUUACCACAGCGACCAGCCAGUGCAGGUGCUCUGCUAGGAGAUCUGGGGAAUUCAAACGGAGCGUGCCCGAGUCCAGUCCCUAACGGCUACAUCAGUGCCAGGGCCUCCCCGGGCCUCCUCUCCGUAUCCAACGGCAACAGCCUGGGGAAAGUAGUCCCGGCGAAGUCUCCGCCUCCGCCCAGCCCUCAGAUGGUCAACAGCCGCAAGCCGGACCUCAGGGUCAUCACCUCGCAGAGUGGCAAGAGCCUGAUGCAGCUGAAUGCUCAGCGGCUAGGCGGAUCCCAGGUGGCACAGCCACUCACCACCCCGGUGGUCUCCGUGGCAACACCCAGUCUCCUAGCGCCCUUCUCCGGCAUGCAGACGGCCUACAACACUGAGUACCAGCUGACAAGUGCAGAUCUCACAGCGCUCCAGACGUUCACACCACCAGGGCUGGUGCCUGGCAACAUGGCUGCCUGGCAACAGCAACAGCAACCAGCAGUCUCCCAGCAACAGCAGCAGCAGCAGCAACAGCCGCAGCAGCUGAGCUUGGCGUCGCUCAGUAACUUGGUCAUGUGGGGUGCAGAGAAACAGAAUGCGGAGAUGGUUAACUGCAUCUCCAAUUUUGCUGCUAACCUGAGCUUGGCCUCUCAGUCCAACUUGCUCUUUGGCAGGGAGGAGGGCCUCUGCUGGCCGGUGGGCCACAUACCUCAGGGCGCCGCACUGACAGUCAACACGAACCCCAACGUCAACAUCAAGUCCGAACCCGUCUCGCCAAACCGCGACCGCAGCACCCCCAGCUCCACCAGCGGCGGGGGAGGCGGAGGGGGGGGCCAGGGUCAAGUCCAGGGACAAGGUCUGGUGUCGGUCGCCUACCCUGGCACCCUGCGCCUGGAGGCGGGAGGUCAGGGCCGCUCGCCCGUCGACAGCCUCAGUAGCAACGGCAGCUCGUACGAGGGCAGCGACCGGGACGACGGCACCCAGGGUCGAGCCGGGGGUCCGGACUUCCACCACCAGGCCGGCGCCGGGGCCCAGCAGCCCACCAUGGUCCUCAUGCGGCCCCCGUCGGCCGAGCCCCAGGAGCAGGACGGGACCAACGUCAAGAGAAUGAGACUGGACGCCUGGGUCACAUAAAGAGAUGACGAGAGAGGGAUGGACGGACAGAUGGAGG
This is a messenger RNA of Seriola dumerili (greater amberjack), 1822 nucleotides long. It is a transcript of the gene mef2d, whose product is annotated as myocyte-specific enhancer factor 2D homolog. NCBI's taxonomy places the organism in Eukaryota, Metazoa, Chordata, Actinopteri, Carangiformes, Carangidae. The transcript has 11 exons. The record is from RefSeq and is a predicted model, not a curated record. Gene Ontology annotation, biological process: positive regulation of transcription by RNA polymerase II; cell differentiation. The coding region runs from base 73 to 1785 and encodes 570 amino acids. Gene Ontology annotation, molecular function: DNA-binding transcription factor activity, RNA polymerase II-specific; protein dimerization activity; RNA polymerase II cis-regulatory region sequence-specific DNA binding.